Telopea speciosissima is the source of this 1467-nucleotide messenger RNA. RefSeq lists its product as uncharacterized. The transcript has 5 exons. The coding region runs from base 62 to 1378 and encodes 438 amino acids. The record is from RefSeq and is a predicted model, not a curated record. Lineage: Eukaryota; Viridiplantae; Streptophyta; Magnoliopsida; Proteales; Proteaceae.
AAACCCCAAAAGGACGGAGAAGUGGAGCCGUGGAGGUGCGUGCUUCGUCACUGCAAGUCCCAUGGCGACGAGCUCUCCCGAUAUUACUUCCAAAUCUUCCAAUCAAUCCUUCCGCACCACCACCACUACACUAAUCUCUCACUCGUUCUUCAAAACAGUCUGUCUACAAGACUGGUGGCUGGUUAAGGCUGAUCGUGACUUCCAUGGAAAAAGAUUAGCUGUUGGAGGGAUCGCUUCCAGAGAGCGGCAUGCAGCUAGAGUAUUCUCCUCUGCACCAAUUGUUAAAAGGUUUGAUACCUUUACUCUUGAGACGUCAGAUGGCAUCACAAUUGCAAUUAAGGGCCUUAUCAACUUCUCCCGCACAAACCAGAAUGGUUUUGCAAUGGAGGUCUCCAAUCACUUCCUUUUUGGCUUUCCCUAUUACUGGGAAGAUUACAUUGCCCAGUAUUUUGAUACAUGCACAGGUGAUGUUCCGACAAGUGUUUCUGAUUUCAAUGAGCAAAUUAUGCCCUCAUUUAAUGUCCAGCCCAGGUAUCACUUAUAUGAAUUCCCAAUUACUAAAGUGCGCGAUCAUUUAAUCUCCAGCCCACGUAUCUCUGAUAAUUGCGUGCUAGCAAAAGGCUAUUUGAACGAUAUCCUUAAAAAACUCAGUAGCAAAGAUUCUGAAAUUCCUGGGGUGUCAAUUCAUUCAUAUCUGAAUAGAUCUAGUGCAUCCAUGGAAGAGGAAACUGCAAGUAGAUGUAAGAAAGCCAAGAUUGAAAACAAGCAUGAGAUUGGCAAGGAUUUUGUUGAUCCAGAAAAUGGUGUAGAAAGCACUGGAGUACUAUUUAAAGAAGAAAAAAAUAAUAUCAGUUGUGAUGGUUUGAAUGAGCCUGAAAGUAUAAUCUUAGAAGGAAACUCCAUAUUAGAAACACGUAACACCACUGAUGAUGUUGCUGAAAAUUCAGUAUUGCUGGAGAAUACAGAUGUUAACCUGCUUGAGGUAGAGCUGCAGAUGCCAAAUUCAACUUCAGAUAAAGAUGAAGAUGGUGUAACUGACUUGAUUUCGAAAGUGUCAAAAAGAAAAGGUAGGAGUAACUCGGGACUGGACAGAUGCUCUCCUAAGUGGUUGGACAGUUUAAAGUGCGAUUUGAAAGAUAAGACGAAAACUGUUUGUGGCUCCAACAUUGUGAAUCUGAACGUUGCAAGUCCUGUUGGAGAGAAAUCAUGUUGUGGUAACAGUAAAAGUUUGGGUAGUGAUGGCCUUGAAGGGACCAUAGAGGAAUCUUCUUCAAAACUUAGGAAAAGUCGUAAAAAAACAGAAAGACCCAAUGACUCCAUUGUCAGAAGAUCAAGUAUUAGGAUCAGGAAUUUACAGGACAAAUCGAAAGAAACAUGAAAACAGACUAUGCUUUCAAUGGAUUCCGGUUAUAUUGUAAAUACUGUUUAGCAUGUAUCAUGUAUGUUGGUGACACACUGCUUCUUAUC